CCAGGUAAAAGGAAAAUGUCAGAGGCAUCAAUGAUUGUGCCAUCCUCUGCCAGUUUAUCUAUGCAGAGUACAUUACCAUUGGCUAAUACCUCAACCCCACGAAAAAGCUGGGUUAAGAUGCCUCUUCAAAUCAUGAGCUCUGUGGAAAAGAACAGUACUUUCUCCAUACGUGAUAAAAGAACAAUGGAGUUUAGUUUUGAAUCUGCAUGUUCUGCAACCAGACCUCUUGGAAAGAAUAAUUCUGUAGAACAGAAAACUGAAGGAGUCAUUAAUAUUGUCCAUAAUGAAGAAGAUGUAGACACUGGUGAAAAGGAAAAGUUAAAUGAAGUAAUAGAUAUUAUCUUUGAUUCUCGGCAAGAAGGCAGAAGUGACAAACAGUUAAUGCCAGACAGUGGUGUUACUGGAAUUAAGAUCCAGAAAAGACAGAUGUGUUCAGUGCCUGAGAAGAUAAUAUCAAAUUGUAGCAAGCAGACUAGUAGUGCAUCACGGAGCGCAUUCUAUCAAGCUUCUACCUUAAGAGAUAGAGCUGCCAAGCAAAGAGCAUUUUCUUCAAUAUUUGAAAUGACUUCAGAGUUGAGAAACAACCAGCAAUGUAGUGGAAAAAACAUGAAGGAGCAGCAGAAUGAGACCAACAACAUACCAACAAAAAAUGUCACAAGAAACAGUGCAGAAUCACAAAACAGGUUUAAGGAUGUCGAUGAGAAAACAUCAAGAAGCAGCAAGAUUGUUUCUACUAAACCUGAAAUGCCUCUUAAUGCUACCAGCAUGAAUUCUUUAGUAAAUCUUAAACACUCAGAAUUAGUUAUUGAAAAAAAUGAUUAUGAUGAUGGCUUUGAAGAUACUGUGACUAGCUGUGACUUAUCUUCUGGGAAAAAAACUACUAAGAAAACUGAUCGUGGGAAAAGUGAAAAGGUAAAGUAGGCUUAAAUUUUAUCAUUACUUGCAAGGCUAAGU
Messenger RNA from Pogona vitticeps (central bearded dragon), 954 nucleotides. The record is from RefSeq and is a predicted model, not a curated record. Lineage: Eukaryota; Metazoa; Chordata; Lepidosauria; Squamata; Agamidae.